Suricata suricatta (meerkat) is the source of this 3577-nucleotide messenger RNA. RefSeq names its product phosphatidylinositol transfer protein alpha (gene PITPNA). NCBI's taxonomy places the organism in Eukaryota, Metazoa, Chordata, Mammalia, Carnivora, Herpestidae. The record is from RefSeq and is a predicted model, not a curated record. Bases 204 to 1016 code for a protein of 270 amino acids. Gene Ontology annotation, molecular function: phosphatidylcholine intramembrane carrier activity; phosphatidylcholine binding; phosphatidylinositol binding. Gene Ontology annotation, biological process: phospholipid transport. The transcript has 13 exons. Gene Ontology annotation, cellular component: cytoplasm.
CGGCGUCGGCAGCGGCGCGGGAGGCGGCAAGGCCGGGGCGGCAGGAGCCGGCGCGGCGACCGCAGCGAGAGCGGCGGGGACGGAGCAGACCACGACGAAGGCGCACAGGCAGCAGGGCCGGGCCGGGCCACGGGGAGAGCGGCCGCCGGGAAGCGGGCGGGAGGUCGGGCGGGCAGCGGGUAGCUGCCGAGCUGCGGAACGACAUGGUGCUGCUCAAGGAGUAUCGAGUCAUCCUGCCUGUGUCUGUAGAUGAGUACCAAGUAGGGCAGCUGUAUUCUGUGGCCGAGGCCAGUAAGAAUGAAACGGGUGGUGGUGAAGGCGUGGAGGUCCUGGUGAACGAGCCCUACGAGAAGGAUGGCGAGAAAGGCCAGUACACACACAAGAUCUACCACCUACAGAGCAAAGUGCCCACGUUUGUUCGAAUGCUAGCCCCAGAGGGAGCCCUGAAUAUACACGAAAAAGCAUGGAAUGCCUACCCUUACUGCAGAACUGUUAUUACGAAUGAAUACAUGAAAGAAGACUUUCUGAUUAAAAUCGAAACCUGGCACAAACCAGAUCUUGGCACCCAGGAGAAUGUGCACAAACUGGAGCCUGAGGCAUGGAAACAUGUGGAAGCCAUAUAUAUAGACAUUGCAGAUCGAAGCCAAGUACUUAGCAAGGAUUACAAGGCGGAGGAAGACCCAGCAAAAUUUAAAUCUAUCAAAACAGGCCGAGGACCCUUGGGCCCGAAUUGGAAGCAAGAACUUGUAAACCAGAAAGACUGCCCAUACAUGUGUGCAUACAAACUGGUUACUGUCAAGUUUAAGUGGUGGGGCCUGCAGAACAAAGUGGAAAACUUUAUACAUAAGCAAGAAAGGCGUCUGUUUACAAACUUCCACAGGCAGCUGUUCUGUUGGCUUGAUAAGUGGGUUGACCUGACCAUGGACGACAUCCGAAGGAUGGAAGAAGAGACGAAGAGACAGCUGGAUGAGAUGAGACAAAAGGACCCAGUGAAAGGAAUGACCGCGGAUGACUAAAGCCACCCCUCCCCCUUCUGCACUUUUUGCAAGACAGUGGUCAACAGGAAGGCCCAGCAGCUCCACCCUCCCGAGUGACAGGCCAUCUUCGGACGCAGCCUUUCUGUGCCCAUUCUUCAGGCAACUUUCGAUCCCUCACUGUAGCUAAUUCUAGAUGCCCUUCAAUAUUGUGAACAAAUAGACCGUCUGGUAUUACACAGCCCGCGUGUCCGGGAGCCCACCCCUCUGAGGUACACGGCCCGUAGGCUGUGUUUACAGCUCCUCCCUCUCCAGCCAUUGUGUUCUCAGCCCAUUUCUGUGUGCCCCUCCCUUUACUUCCAAGUGACAUUUUUAGUCUUUCAAAAAUAGCUGCCUUUUGUGAUGUGGUGAUUUAAUGAUUUAAGUUUGUUUGUUUUCAACCUUGGGAUAAACUGAGGUAUUUUGCUUCCUGGGCAGAUCUUUGCAAAUUUGAGUGCUCACCUGGGGAGAGGAGAUGAGUUGGAAAUACAGUUUUUUCCUCCAUUUCCACAGAACAGCAGUGUGGCUUCCUAACUGUGAUCUCUGCUCUCAAUAACCCAUUGUUUGCGGAAGUACCCAGGGCCUGGCCAGUCUGUUUUAAAAAGUCAACAGAUUCAAAUAACCUCUGCCCCAGGCAUUGCAUCCCUGGUCACUUGUCUUAGAAACACCUGGGCUUCUCGGCCCUCCUGUUGCCCAAGCUGUCUGAACGUCCCCAAGCUCUCCGUCUGGAGGACCUGUCCAAUGUGGCCCUUAGAAUUGAGUCUGCCCUGUAUGUAUUAAUUAGUCUGACCACCCCCCUGAGGAGCUAUGUCCACACUCCUCUUCCCUUUUGGGCUGGUGCUGCCACUCAGCAAUAAUCCUCUUUUCUCUGUGCUUUCUCAGAUUCCUGUCCUCUGUCUUUGAGGCUGGUCAGGACACAAGGGUCCUGAUCUUUUCAUGCUGCACAAAAUGAGCAUGCAAAAAGCUUUUCCCCAGCGGAACAUGUCCCCUCUUGUCUCCAGUGGCUGGGAAGAACCCAGCUCAUCCCGCCCCUGUGCUGAGUUCUGUCCUGGACAAUCAAAAGCAGGUAGUGAUCGUGGUACAGAACUCUACCACAGUGGGCCGGUGAAAAAGUCCAGACUCCAAGGGAGGGAGACGCUGCUAAGUGCUUCGUAGUCUUGUAUGGCAGAACCCAAGUAUGCCUUCCUAGUGGGAGAAUCCGAGAUAGCUAUGGUGUCACCCGACAUCUCCCAAGCCUUGUGAGGUAUGUUGUUAGCCAAGCAUGUUGUGAUGCAAGCCCACGCCAGCCUGGGUGCGGUGGUUCGAUAAGAGACCAAAUCUGUGUUGGGGGAGCAAGAAGUAGGAUGGGAUCAUUUAUCCUUAUGUUCUUGUCAGUUUGUCUUGCCUUACUCAUUUCUAAGUGCAAUAAGGGAGUGUUGCACAGGAUUGUACCUGUGACAUCCUGAUGGAUGCUUCCCUGUGGCCCUGUUGGGGCAACAGUGGACAGACUGAGACCCCUCAGUAUGGCUGUCUCCCACCUUCAUUGAGGCCUCUUUGGGACCAGGAACCAUCCUGUUACCUUCCUGUCAGUCUCCUCACUUUGUGUGUGGGGUCUAUAGUAAUGGAUCUGGGGCAGCUCACUUGGUUAUUAGGAUCCCGACUGCUGGUCGCUUCUAUUUGACUAGGAAAGUGAAGCAUUCCUACUGGAGAAAAAUGUAAAUGUUUCCCUACAUGCUCUGUAUUAGCUAUAAUUAUAUUUGUGCUUAAAGUUCUCCCUUCUUCAUUCAUCAACUAAGUCCAGCUGUGGGUUAUCCUGGGAGAAACGAACCACGAUGUUCGAAGCAGACAGGUGGUUCAAGGGCAGCAGAUGGUGGUCUCCUUGCUUCAGCCCUCCUCUAAGAUCCACACAUACCACUCUGCCUCCGGUGGGGGCUUGCUCUUUCUCUGGCUUUUCUCUGCCUCCUCCCACCUCCACCUGUUGCCCCAGUCUGGAAGCACCCACAUGAGCUGAGCUAGAAUUUCCUGAGGUCAGCUGGACCUGGGGCUCCCAACCCACAGAAAUGGAAGUAGGGGUAUCCCUGGUCUGUUCUAUCCCCAUGGAUAGUGUGGCUGCUGGGGGCAACAGUGUUGGCUUUUAAGUAUCCCCCUUACCUCUCACCCACCCCCCAAACUGACUAGCACCCAGAGGGGCUUCUGAUGCAAGGCUCGGCUCCAGGGACAGUAGCUGAGGGUGUGCCAUCCCCCUGCAGACUAGCUGCUUCCAUUAGAUUUCCAGGGUGGUGGUCCCAGUGUGAAGCAGCAGUGCCUCUGUGAAGGGGGGUGCAGGGCUCUGGCCUCAUGGAGAAAGGUCAGGGACAGGGUCAGUAUUGUGGGCAUGUGUGUACCUUCCCAAGUUCUCUUACAGUCCCUGCUGGGACUCCCUGACUUAUUUUGGUUGGUUCCUAGUGCUACUUCUUUUACAAAAUACACUUUGUAGAACUGAUUAGAUUACCUUGUUUAUUUAAUGUGAGUUUCUGCCUUUUUGUCUCAAUCUUCCAAAACAGGUAUAUUGGGGGGAAAGCAGUCUAAUAAAAUCCUAGACAGAG